ACCAAGGAUAAUCAAAUGAAGCCAUUUGACAAGUAUCAGGAUAUAGAACAAGGUGGUUAUGCUAAGUUUACCGGCCUGAAAACGUACAACAAGCAGCUGAAAACGAUGAUUGCCAUUGGUGGCUGGAACGAGGCUUCUUCACGCUUCUCACCUCUGGUGGCUAGUGCCGAUCGGCGACAACAGUUCAUAAAGAAUAUAUUGAAAUUCUUGCGUCAAAAUCAUUUCGAUGGAAUCGAUUUAGAUUGGGAAUAUCCAGCACAUCGUGAAGGCGGAAAGUCGCGUGAUCGGGAUAACUAUGCGCAGUUUGUACAGGAAUUAAGAUCAGAGUUUGAACGCGAGGCGGAGAAGACUGGACGCUCGAGGCUGCUGCUUACCAUGGCUGUGCCAGCCGGCAUUGAAUACAUUGACAAGGGCUACGAUGUGCCCAAGCUAAACAAAUAUCUGGAUUGGUUUAACGUCCUAACCUAUGAUUUUCAUUCCUCACAUGAACCAUCGGUUAAUCAUCAUGCGCCUCUUUACUCUCUGGAGGAUGAUUCCGAAUAUAACUAUGAUGCUGAGUUAAAUAUUGACUAUUCCAUCAAAUAUUAUCUAAAAGCUGGAGCCGAUCGUGAUAAGCUGGUAUUGGGCAUACCUACCUACGGACGCUCCUACACGCUCAUUAAUGAGGAGAGCACUGAGCUCGGUGCACCUUCGGAGGGACCUGGCGAACAGGGUGACGCUACCAGAGAGAAGGGAUAUUUGGCAUACUAUGAGAUUUGUCAAACACUUAAGGAAGAUCCCGAAUGGACUGUGGUGCAGCCCAACGAAAAUGUCAUGGGUCCGUAUGCCUACAGGCGCAAUCAAUGGGUGGGUUACGAUGACGAGGCCAUUGUACGUAAGAAGGCAGAGUAUGUGGUCGCCCAUGGAUUGGGUGGUAUUAUGUUUUGGGCCAUAGAUAAUGAUGAUUUCCGUGGGACAUGCAGUGGUAAGCCAUAUCCUUUGAUUGAGGCUGCCAAGGAGGCUAUGCUUGAGGCAUUUGGACUGGGCAUUAAUGAAGUAGCAAAGUCAAAUGGCCCGCAAAAGCCGUUACGCUCUAGAAGUCGGGACAAUGGCAUCACCAGCACAAGGAAUCACUUAACCUCCGAGUCCGACGUAAACACAAGAAAGCCCAGUGCAACUCGACGACCUGCGAAUAGAGGCACCACAACGACAAAGUCCACUACCACUAUAAAACUGACGGAGGCUAAGGGACCGUCGCUGUACAUUGGGGGACGAGCAUCGACGACGCCACCACCGCCCACAACGCCCGAUCCCGGCUCUGACUUCAAAUGCGAGGAGGAGGGCUUUUUCCAGCAUCCUCGCGACUGCAAGAAGUACUACUGGUGUUUAGAUAGCGGUCCUUCUGGGUUGGGCAUUGUGGCUCAUCAAUUCACCUGCCCUUCUGGGCUUUACUUUAAUCCCGCUGCCGAUUCUUGCGAUUUUGCACGCAAUGUACCAUGCAAGACCCAGAAACUGACAACUGCACGCCCUAUAAGCUCGACAACAAGUACAACGACCACAACACUACGCCCUACCAGUAGCUACAAUCGUGUCACAGCAGCACCCGUGGCUCGCCCGGUCUAUCCACGUAUCACCAGCACAAGUUCCACCACCACAACAACCACUACCGCCGCAUCAGCGGAAGAUGUGCUAGAAUACGAAGAGGACGAAGAUAACACACAGACAUCAAGCAAGUCCACCGAUGCUGAAGAGGAUCCACAAGUCAUAAAGGAGCUAAUUGAUCUUAUACGUAAGGUCGGUGGCGUGGAGCAGCUGGAGAAACACUUACUGCGAAAUAAAGACGGUUCUAUAACGCUGAAAGAGAACGUUGCUAGCGGCGCACCGACAACACCUUCCACAAUUAGCAAGUCAUUGUAUGAUCGUGUUCUAAAUCGUCCUGAAACAUUGGGCACAUUUACACGUCAACGCCUCAAUGUUGUUAAAAUACAGCCUACUGAAUCCGCUGAAUAUAGCAACGCUGCCGUCGCCGGCGAUGGCAGUUCGCAAGCAAACAAUUCAAAAUACUCAUCGGUACUGCGCGGCAACAGCCGUCAGGGACCACAAAACGAGGGACUGGAAAAGCUUGCCGAAUUCGAUGGCUUUCUUAAGGAACGUAAGCCGUAUGUGACUAUUAAUCGCAAUCGAGGCGCCACGCGCGAUGAGGAAGAAGCCGAAGUUACCUCUAGAGAUGAUGAUAGUUUAAGUGAGGAAGAGGCUGACUCCAAACAAGAUCCGGUGAAUACAACGAGGCGUCCUCUUGGCUCUGUCACGCCAUCGUACACUAGUUUACGACGCUCCCGACCUACCACAACGUCCACAGCGCCCGUAGACUCAGUGACGGAGCCCGAACAGCCUAUUGUCAUUAAGGAGCAAACGCAGACUAAGCACUAUGCUACACUAAGCCGUACUCGUGGACGUACCACAGAGCGGCCGCAAAGCACAGUUUCUGAGUCAGCAAUUAUCUCGAACACCAAUCGCUACAAAUACCUUGAACGGACGCAGCCCACAAAGAGCAGCGGUGCAAUUGAUGUCGGAGCUGAUGCUAAUGAUCAUGAUUCUGAUGAAGACGAGGAGGAAUACGAGGAUGAGCCACAACAGAAAAAAGUAACGUUGAGACAACCACGGAAAGGCGCUGUCUCGCGACGUCCCGUGCUAAGCGUGCGCCGGCGAAUAAUUAACACGCCGACGGCAGCGUCUGAAUCGACCACGCCAACUGCAGAGCUGACGACGACCUCUAAAUAUAAUCGUCUGCGUAGUAAGCCAGCCACUACGACAGCAGCAGCAACCGUUAAAAACAGCAACAGCUACCUAAGCAAACUGAAAAGUUCGUCAGCAACAUUGCCGUUUGCAGCAAGCAGCAGCAGCAACAGCAACAGCAACAGUAACAGCAGCAACAGUAACAGCAGCAACAGUAACAGCAGCAACAGCAACAGCAGCACUGACAACGCGCAAAAACUUCAUAAAUUCCAGGCAGCCAGCUAUGCAUUGCGUCGCCAGUUUCAGACGCGUCGAUUGACGACAACGGCAUCCUCGACAAGUGGCGAUGAAAACGCCACGGAUGCGCCGCGCACACAAAACCCGCUUUUUAAGCGCCGCCUAACGCUAACGUCUACUGUAACCCCACCACGGAUUUCAACCACAGCGUUAUCGAUAGACACGACUACCUAUUUGCCGGGCAUUGAGGAUGAUAAUGAUCAGGUGGCUAGGUCCAGCAUACACACAAGUCGCUUCAAUCAAAUCUCGGAACAUUUACGUCCAGGCUUGAGCUUUGAGCUACCGAACAGCAUCAGUAGCGUUGGCAUAGCCAAUAUCACACGUGAGUCCCUUUUGCGAAUAUACUUUUAGUUUUGGACACUGAUUCUUUCCAUGAAUUAUUAUGCAGGUCGUCAGAUGAUACCACGCCCACGUCGGCCACAGUUCGCCACGCCCACACCUAGUACAACUGCAGCAGCAGUAACGGCGGCAUCAUCGCCGCCAGCAUCCCGCCGUCAGCAGAGCCGUCGACGGCCGCACAAGUACAUUGAGGUAUACAGCCGGCCGCCUAGCAAACCGGAAGUGGCCACGGCCACAUCUACUGCCAAUCGUCGAUCAGGCGCUGUUGACCACGAGAUCUAUGAUCAAAACCGUGCGAGCUCCCAGUCCCCGUCCAAGUCACAAACGCUACCGAAGGUGAUUGUACAUGGGCAAGGCAUCAUCGAGUGCCUCGACCAAGGCAACUUUCCUCAUCCGCUCAGCUGUCGCAAAUUCAUUUCCUGUGCCAAAUUCGAUGAGACCGGCGGUAUUGUAGGUUGGGAGUACACUUGCCCCAAGGGUCUCGGAUACGAUGGGGACAGCGGUAUGUGCACCUGGGCGGCAACCGGCGAGAGAGCCUGUCAUAAUUGAAGCGUCUGGGAGGGGUCAAUGACUGAAUGCACGCCUUUGCGGCCCAACGGCACUCCCAAAAAGAGAUAACUGAUUUUUUCUUGCAUGUUGCAUGUUUGCACAUAAUUUUUUAUUGUGAAUAG
Messenger RNA from Drosophila novamexicana, 4022 nucleotides. RefSeq names its product mucin-5AC (gene Cht6). Gene Ontology annotation, biological process: carbohydrate metabolic process; chitin catabolic process. The transcript is spliced from 12 exons. The record is from RefSeq and is a predicted model, not a curated record. Gene Ontology annotation, molecular function: chitinase activity; chitin binding. NCBI's taxonomy places the organism in Eukaryota, Metazoa, Arthropoda, Insecta, Diptera, Drosophilidae. Gene Ontology annotation, cellular component: extracellular region.